UCAUUGGAAAUCGUGUAUAACAAUAUUUUUGUAGUAUUACAUCGAUACAUAAUACAUAAUUUGAUAAAUAUUGAACAAGUUUUCCGGAAAUUCCCUAUAUAAUACGUUCAAAGUGUAAUAUGGAUAUUGAAUUACCUUAUAUUGCCGAAUAUGCUAGAACUGGACGAGCCACUUGUAAAGGAUGUAAAAGUUCUAUUCCUAUGGAUAACCUUCGGAUUGCUGUUAUGGUUCAAUCUGCAUUUCAUGACGCCAAAGUUCCGAAUUGGUUUCAUAAAACCUGCUUUUUUAAGAACCAGCGUCCCUGCUCAGUAGGAGACAUAUAUAAUUUUGGAAAUCUUCGAUUUGCUGACCAAAAGGAAUUAACGGAUCUUGUGGAAAAUUUACAAGGAGUUAUAGGCUCACAAUUAGGAAAGAAGCGAUCGAAGGCUUUUAACUUAGCACUAAAAGACUUUGGGAUUGAAUAUGCAAAAUCUAGUAGAUCGACGUGUCGUGGAUGUGAACAAAAAAUAAUUAAGGAUCUAGUUCGCUUACGUAAAACAGUUUAUGAUACUGAAGUUGGUAUGAAGUACGGAGGCCAGCCUUUGUGGUAUCAUUUGGACUGCUUUGCCCAAUUGCGUUCUGAGCUUGGCUGGUUUGAUUCAGGUGACAAUAUGCCAGGUAUUAAGAGCUUAGCCGAUGAUGAUCAAGCGGAAGUUAAAAACGCCCUACCAGCAAUAAAAUCGGAGGAAUUACCAGAAACCAAAAGAGCUAAAAUGGAAUUAUCAGAUACAAAUGAAGAAUUGGAAAGGAAACAACAAUUAAAAGAUCAAAGUGAUGCCUACUUUAAGUUUCGCGAUGACGUUAAAAAUAUAAUGAAGAAAAAAGACAUUGAUAUACUUUUAAAGUCUAAUAAUCAGGAACCUGUAACUGGUGACACAGAAAAGUUAUUGGACCAAACUGCAGAUUUACUGACAUUUGGUGCUAUUAAAUCAUGUUCUGAAUGCAACAGCUCACAGUUCACUUUAAAUAAAUCGAGUUAUAUAUGUAAUGGAAAUCUUUCUGAGUGGACCAAAUGUAACAAGCUUUUAGCAGAGCCAACAAGAUCGGCUUGCAAAGUGCCAAAAGAACUUAAAGCAGCAUACCAUUUUUUGAAUGCGGUGUCAAAAAUUCCUUCUACAAGGAUUUUUCAUAACUUUUCUCCCAGUAAACCUACUUUUUCAAGAAACCUUUUAAAAACUAAAAAAGACAGUGAUGAUUUGGAUAGGCCAAAAAUACCUCGUAUAAAUCCCCCAUUAUACAAUUUAAAGUUUUCAAUUAUAGGCUUAAAGGACCAGCAUAAAAAUCUUAGAAGUCGAAUAGAAAAAUUGGGCGGAAAGUUUGAAGUUAAAAUAUCGGAAAACACAAUAGCAAUAAUAUCAACAGAAUUAGAAGUACAAAAAAAAUCUAUCCGUAUGAAGUCAGCACAGGAGCUUGGAAUACAUAUUGUACCCAUUGAAUUUUUAGAUUUUGUCGAAACUGAUAAAGACGGAGCUAUUAAUUAUAUAAAUAGCACAAGUAUUUGUAGUUGGGGAACAGAUCCAACAUCUAGAAUUCCAAAGGAAACAAAAAGUUUGAAGUCAAACAGUAUAUAUACAAAAUCCAUGCCAAUAUCACGGACAUAUAAAGUAAAAGAUGGCCUAGCUGUUGAUCCGGAUACUGGGCUUGAGGACAUCGCACAUGUCUACGUGGACGGUAAAAAUAAAUACAAUAUUGUGCUGGGCUUGACUGACAUUCAGCGAAAUAAAAACUCCUACUACAAAUUGCAACUUUUAAAAGCGGAUAAAAUGGAAAAAUAUUGGAUAUUUCGUUCAUGGGGUCGUAUCGGAACAAAUAUUGGAAGCUCAAAACUUGAAGAAUUCGACACAUGCCAAUCUGCGAAAAAGAAAUUCAAAGAAGUAUAUACAGAUAAAACUGGAAAUGAAUACGAGCAACGAGACAACUUUGUUAAAAUAACUGGUCGAAUGUACCCAAUAGAAAUUCAGUAUGGGGAUGACCAAAAGUUUGUAUAUCAUAAUAGUAAUUUUAUUACCUCCAAAUUAGAGAUUUCUGUUCAAAAUUUAAUUAAGCUAAUUUUUGAUGUUGACUCAAUGAAAAAAACAUUGGUAGAAUUCCAUAUUGACAUGGAUAAAAUGCCGCUGGGGAAGCUUAGUGCACAUCAAAUUCAAUCUGCUUACAGAGUAGUGACCGAAAUUUUUAAAAUACUAGAAUCCGGUUCCAAUACGGCUAGACUUAUUGAUGCAACAAAUAGGUUUUAUACGUUAAUUCCUCAUAAUUUUGGGGUACAAUCGCCCAAAUUAAUUGAAACUUUUCAACAAAUUGAAGAUUUACGGCAAAUGCUUGAUUCAUUAAGUGAGAUAGAGGUUGCGUACAGUUUAAUCAAAAGCGAAGAUGGAUCAGAUUCUUGUCAUCAUUUAGAUAAACAUUACGCACAGAUAAAGACUCAGUUGGUGCCACUAGACAAAGAUAGUGAGGAAUUUUCGAUUCUAAGCCAGUACGUAAAAAACACUCACGCAUCUACCCACAAAUCAUAUGAUCUAGAAAUUAUUGAUGUAUUCAAAGUAUCUCGCCAAGGAGAAGCAAGGCGUUUUAAACCAUUCAAAAAGCUACAUAACAGAAAAUUAUUAUGGCACGGAUCCCGUUUAACUAAUUUUGUUGGUAUAUUAUCGCAUGGCUUAAAAAUUGCUCCCCCAGAAGCGCCACCAACAGGUUAUAUGUUCGGAAAAGGCCUCUAUUUUGCUGAUAUGGUUUCAAAAUCGGCAAAUUAUUGUUGCACAAGUCAACAAAACUCUACUGGAUUAAUGCUUCUAUCUGAAGUUGCUUUGGGAGAUAUGAUGGAAUGCACCUCAGCUAAAUAUAUUAAUAAACUAUCAAAUAAUAAACAUAGUUGUUUUGGUCGUGGUCGCACAAUGCCAGAUCCUACUAAGAGCUAUAUAAGAAGUGAUGGGGUUGAAAUUCCGUAUGGAGAAACCAUUACCAACGAACAUUUGAAGUCUUCGUUGUUAUAUAACGAGUAUAUAGUAUAUGAUGUUGCGCAGGUCAAUAUUCAAUAUUUAUUUCGUAUGAAUUUCAAGUAUAUAUAUUAAUUGGUUUAAAGUAUAUUGAAUGAGAGUGAUUUUAAUAAAUUGUUAUUACAAAUUUUUAAUAAGGUAUAUUCUUUAAAUGUUUGGUGGUUACUUCUGUUGGCUGAUAGCUGUUCUGUACUAAUUAAGGUACUAAUUAAUAAUAAUUAAUAACCAUUUCCCGUGGAUCAGUAUUUUACCUCCGACUUCUUAGUUUAUUGCAGGUUUUCAAAUAAAAAAUGAGUACAAAAACCAUUACGUUAUACUUAAUCAGUAAAAGAAGGCGAAUAAUUUUGUUAUAUACUAGUUGAAAAAAACGUAGUAUCACGUAGUUUUAUCAAAAGUUUCAGAUCUAUGUGAUUUUAUUAGAAACCUACUAUAUACUUUUUUAAAAAUAAAUAUAAAACUAUUUUUCACUAAUAAAUUAAUCUUAGUAUAUUAAGUAUAAGUUAAUAGAAGCAUAUUUUUGCUUUGAUAUUGAUUUGUAUCGAUAAAUAUUGUAUGUUUACCGCCUGCUCUGAAGUUAUUUCGAUGGGAGUGCACAGUGGUUGCGCUCAUAGGCCAAAAAUCAAAAAAAAAAAUUUUCCAAAUAUUUACGAAAAGUAACCAGAUUGUCUCUAAAAUGUCCAAAUAUGUGUAUGGUAAAACCUUUUUGUCUUAACUCUAACGAGACAUUCUAAAAAUAUAGUGUAAAGAGAGAACAGCUGUUCAUUUUUGCAGCCCAGAGGAGUUUUGAUUGCUUUUCGUCACAACAAAAGUGAAUUUCAAAGUGGUCAAACGUGCGAAUGAUAGGUCCAAUUUUAAUUAUUUAAAAUGAAUUUUAAAGUUUCAGGUAUUUACUUUAAUAAAUUCUAAUUGUAAAAUUCAUUGAAUUAAUUUAUCAUUUUUGGUGAAUUUUUGAUGGAUUAUACCUUUUUUGUGUAUUAUGUGAACGUCAUUUUCCUAGUUUAGGUAAACUUUUAGAUAUAUUGCCCCCCGAUCCCCCCUUAAUGAGUGCUAUCACUGGAUUUGUCAAUGUUUUAAGAAAAUAAAAAUAAAAAGUCUAGCUGCAAAUAUUUGCAAACAUACGAGUAAACAAUAAUAAACUGAAGCUGUCUUGCAGUCUUCAAGGUCAAGUUUUCGCCGUAUUUUGCUGCUUGUCCUAUGCUUUUUUGAUGUUUCUUUUGUAAUCAUCAUUUGUGUUUGUCAAUUAUGUUUGUGUGAACAAUUUUGCUUAUUAUUUUUUUCCCCAUAUUUUUCUUACCGUUUUCUACAGACGAUUCUUGUAAUUGCACUUUUUUGCGUAUGCACAUCCUAGAGCUUUGGUGCGCAGAACAGGGUGCGAAUGCGGAAAGAACACGUAGUGUGAUACGUUUGGUAUCAGAAACCAUUAAAAACAAGGGCUAUGUAGUUGAGUUAACGAUUCUUGAAAACUGUUUGAAUUACAUUUGCAAAAAAAUUAUUGCUUAUUGGGCUAAAUACAAACGCAAUAAAGGUUUAAUUGUUAAAUUUCAAUACGAAUGGCUGAACACUUGUGAAACCAUGUUAAUUGAGCCUCUUCAAGCAAAGGUUUCAAGUGCGGAACGUGGACGUCCCAAAAUUGACUUUGCUGAGUCCUCAAAAAGGAAUUUCGUGACAAAAUGGGAAUCAUUGUUGAUAAACCAAGAGACGGAGGCAAAGGAUCUUCCAACGAUGGAAAUACAGCUAGAAAAUUUUUUGGAAACCCCAGCUUGGCAUCUAAGAUUACAGGCAUUGAUGAAGAAGUCAUAACCCGAUGCGCAACAAUAUUGCAAGCUUUAGCAUCAGGAUAUUCUAUUAAUAUUCAAAAAUUCGAAAGCUAUGCUUUGAAUACUGCUGAACAGUACAUAAAAUUUUAAUUCACGGUGCGAAGGUGAUAGAUCAUGCGUUGCUGUCGAUUGGAGAGCUUUCAGAAGAAGCUGCGGAGUCCAACAAUAAGGAAAUAAAGAAGUACCGGCUUCAGCAUACUCGAAAAAUGUCUCGCAUAUUAACAAAUACCGAUUUGAUGAACAACCUUCUUUUGCGUUCUGACCCCUUUAUAACAGGUCAAAGAAAACUACCAAAAAAAGAUAAAUCUCAAUUCUUUUCGUCGACAUUUGAUUUGUUAGAUGGUAUUUGUUAAGUUUUUGAAUUCAAAUUAAAAUUCGUUUCAAUUUUACUUUUAUUAUUAACUGAAAGAACUGGAGAUUUUUAAUUUGUUUAUAUUUACGGGACCUGCAACUCUACUGGAAGUGUUUUUGCACACCAUCGGCAUAUUAGCAAUACUAUGGGAGCUAUAAGAUAACGUCGUCCGAUUUGGCUAAUUUUUUUAAUACAUGUUCAAAUAUUUUUUUUAGAUUUUUGGGAAAAUUUUCAUAACGAUAUCUCAACGGGAACUAUUUAUGGCCGCGGUCCCCUACAAGUGCAACCACUGUGGAGUGGUCAGAGAAUCUUGGCGGCAAGACUGCGAUAUGUAGAAUUUAAUUAGUAUGUGAGGUUAAGUCGAAGCAGUUGGCUCUGGUGGCGAAGCCGAUGGUUUUGAGUUGUUUUUUAGUAGCUAUGAAUUGUAGAACUGCAGGGUACAUAUUGUAGUUUUUAUAGAAAAAAAUGCAUCCACAUAUCCUAUCCACACAAGAUCGGACUUCUUGGCUUGGUGCGGUAUAGCGGGUUAGGCUGACGGCAGAGUGCGCGCGAGAAGCAAAGCGAUGCGAUAAUAUUGGGCGAGAACGAGCGAUAAAGCUCUGCAAACAUUUUUAAGUGAAAUCGCUCGAAAGAUGUCAGAGUGAGAGCGAGGCGAGUUGCGAGCUCAAGUGAUAAAGCGAGAGCAAAGCGAGAGAGCAGUUUGCAACCUGCUUUAUCGCUUCAACUCGCUCAGAGCGUACGAUUGUUGUUGCUGUUGCUCGAAAAAAAAAAACAAAUGACAAAAAAGAUAAAGACGACGACGAGGCAUUUUUUGACAGCCUACUACAUGCGGAAAAUGGAUCCGAAAAAAAAAUUAUUAUGCCGAAUGGAAAUUCAAAAAACAAUUUUUAAUUUUUCUUUUGACUGUAUUUCCGAUACCGGCAAACUAUAAUACACAAUAAAUAUAUUAAAAACUUACCUCAAUGUUAUUAUUAAUUUUUGACAAGGCAGUAUAGGGUGUAUAACAAAAUUUGGCCAAUUCUUCAUCAAACGACUACUAAUUAGACAUAAUAGACAUACGCUUUUUCAUUUCUGUUGGUGUUAAGGGGGUGGACGACGGUUUUUUUUUUUUAUUAGAAAGUUUAUAGUUGCCGCUUAAUGCGAAAAAUUCUUCGUCCGAAUCCAUCGCGUUCACAUUUAUAACUAAAAGAGAGCAUUGUAGCUCGCUUCUCGCCUCGCUCUCUGUUAUCUUCUCGCUUUGCUCAUAGCUUCUCGCGCGAGUUAUCGGUGACGGCAUAAGCUUGCCCUCACCUCCCCCGAAACCCCCACGGGUAAAAGCCUAAACUAAAGGCACUCAACCCGGAACAGAACCAGCAGCGUCAGCACCGGGGCAGCAGCAGAUCGCCAACAGAGGAUUCCGCCGAACCCGCGGACUGGAGUCGGGGCAUCCGCCCAAGAAUGCAGCGUAAACAAAACAGCACUCGAAUUGUAGCCAACAUAUAAAACUGAAAUGAAAUACAAAAUCACUCUUGAUCGAGAAGCAGAA
Molecule: messenger RNA, 6720 nt
Organism: Drosophila yakuba
Lineage: Eukaryota; Metazoa; Arthropoda; Insecta; Diptera; Drosophilidae
Gene: Parp1
Product: poly [ADP-ribose] polymerase
Exons: 6
Coding region: 120-3101 (993 amino acids)
Cellular component (GO): nucleus
Molecular function (GO): NAD+ poly-ADP-ribosyltransferase activity; DNA binding; zinc ion binding
Source: RefSeq, a predicted model, not a curated record